Seriola dumerili (greater amberjack) is the source of this 2233-nucleotide messenger RNA. RefSeq names its product isocitrate dehydrogenase (NADP(+)) 1, cytosolic (gene idh1). Gene Ontology annotation, biological process: isocitrate metabolic process. Gene Ontology annotation, cellular component: cytosol; peroxisome; mitochondrion. Lineage: Eukaryota; Metazoa; Chordata; Actinopteri; Carangiformes; Carangidae. The transcript has 9 exons. The record is from RefSeq and is a predicted model, not a curated record. The coding region runs from base 121 to 1365 and encodes 414 amino acids. Gene Ontology annotation, molecular function: NAD binding; isocitrate dehydrogenase (NADP+) activity; magnesium ion binding.
GCCGCUGCUCCCCCGCCAGUCCCAGCCCAGUCAACCUGUGGUACGGUUCACGACGUCGUUCCGCCUCCUCAUCUCGUAGCUGUUUCUGUUGUGGACGUUUAAAUAAAACAAGGCUCUGACAUGUCUCAGAAGAUCAAGGCAGGCUCUGUGGUGGAGAUGCAGGGAGAUGAAAUGACUCGGGUCAUCUGGGAGCUCAUUAAGGAGAAGCUGAUCUUCCCCUACCUGGAGCUCGACCUGCACAGCUACGACCUGGGCAUGGAGAACCGAGACGCCACAGACGACCGGGUGACGGUUGAAGCGGCGGAGGCGGUCCGCCGCUUCAACGUGGGCAUCAAGUGCGCCACCAUCACUCCAGAUGAGAAGCGAGUGGAGGAGUUCAAGCUGAAGCAGAUGUGGCGCUCGCCCAACGGGACCAUCCGUAACAUCCUGGGAGGCACCGUGUUCAGAGAGGCCAUCAUCUGUAAGAACAUCCCCCGCCUGGUGCCCGGCUGGAUCAAACCCAUCAUCAUCGGCAGACAUGCACAUGGAGACCAGUACAAAGCCACAGACUUUGUGGUGCCCGGGCCUGGGAAAGUGGAGAUGACCUACACGCCCACCAGCGGAGAGCCAGUUAAAUUCGUCGUGCACGAGUUCGAGGGCACAGGGGGUGUGGCCUUGGGGAUGUACAAUACAGACAAGUCCAUCAGGGACUUCGCCCACAGCUCCUUCCAGAUGGCUCUGACCAAAGCCUGGCCGCUCUACCUCAGCACCAAGAACACCAUCCUGAAGAAGUACGACGGCCGCUUCAAGGACAUCUUCCAGGAGAUCUACGAGAAGGAGUACCGCGCUCAGUUUGAGGCCAAAGGCAUCUGGUACGAGCACCGUCUGAUCGACGACAUGGUGGCCCAGGCCAUGAAGUCCGAGGGAGGCUUCAUCUGGGCCUGCAAGAACUACGACGGAGACGUCCAGUCUGACUCUGUGGCACAAGGCUACGGCUCCCUGGGCAUGAUGACCAGUGUGUUGAUCUGUCCCGAUGGACGCACAGUGGAGUCCGAGGCCGCCCACGGCACAGUGACCCGCCACUACAGACAGCACCAGCAGGGGAAAGAGACUUCCACCAACCCCAUAGCCUCCAUCUUUGCGUGGACGCGGGGUCUGCUCCACCGGGCGAAGCUGGACAACAACGCAGAGCUGCGAGUGUUCUCCGAGGCGCUGGAGGCCGUUUGCGUCGAGACCAUCGAGGCCGGGUUCAUGACCAAGGAUUUGGCGAUCUGCAUCAAAGGAAUGCCAAAUGUGACUCGUGCCGACUACUUGAACACCUUUGAGUUCCUGGACAAGCUGGCAGACAACCUGAAGGCCAAGCUGUCCAACCCGCCCAAGCUGUGAUGUCGCCUCUGCAGCCUCAACACAGACACAAACACAUUGAAAACACAUGCCUCACGCACACAGAGACGUCUACACAGCGACUGGAACUAACACUGGAGCGGGGAGGAGCGAGCCCACGACUCCAGGAGAUGAAGUCAUUCCUAAAACACCGGGGGGGGGGGGCACAUCCCUGUUUACUAGACGAGAAGCCGAACCUGUGACAGAGAGAAAACACAACUCCAACAUUAACAGAGUCCAGGAGCAUCACUGGACGCCACCUGCGACCUUGUUUACCCUAAUUGCACUAGGUCCCCUGUGAAGUGAGCGUGGGCGUGUGUCGUCAGUAUUUGUCAUGUGAUCUGUGCUAGACGGGGGACAGCAUUAGUCCGAGGGGAGAGACUCGAGACCCUCACUGCCUUAUUCGUUUUGUGUCACUCUGAUCGUGUCCUACGUCUUUGUCAUGUUUUAAUAAUACCUCAGACGGCAUCACGUGUUUUAGUGGCAGGUAAAAACCCACAGCAUCAGCCUGUAGUUCACUAAUGACUCCUCUCAGUGUGGGAGCAGAGACCAUGUGAUUUUACUGUUGCAUCAUGAAACACAUAAUACAUGGACGGACUCAUUCAUAGGAAUCAAGCAUCACUUUUAAACAAAUUCAGACUACAACACUAUAUAAGUUUUUGUAUUAACACAGCUGGUAAAGAAGUGUAUUUAUUUGUCCUUCCUUCGUGUGUGUGUGUGUGUGUGUGUGCGUGUGUGUGUUGAUCAGUAUCCAGUUUGUCAUCAACACAUAUCCUGCCAAAAUGUCUGCAUCACAUUCUCCAUCUGGUGGUUUGUGAUCAACACUAUGUUCAUUCCUCUACGACUCAUAAUAAACGAGUUUUUGAAGAAA